AUGGUCAGCAGCAGAAGGUCAGCUCGAAAGUCUCGUUCGACAGGAUAUUCAGGUUACAAUGAUCCUUAUGAAGAGGAUUAUGGUAGGCUUUCAAGAUCGUCGCGACGUAGCGCGAGAACUGACGAGGAACAAGAACCAUUCGAAGAGGAAGAAUUUGAUGAGAAUGACUCAAGUAAUGGAGAAGUGACCCGUUGUAUUUGUGGAAACCAGGAACUUCGACUUGAUCCAAACGAUAAAUAUUAUAAUGAUGAGCAAGUAUUGGGGUUGUUUAUUCAGUGCGAUAAGUGCAAUGUAUGGCAGCAUGGUUACUGUGUUUCUAUUUAUGAAGAUAAACAAGUUCCCGAAAAGUAUUGGUGUGAGCGGUGUCGCCCAGACUUGCAUACUAUUGCGGUGGGUAGCAAUGGGACAUUUUCAAGGUAUAUUCCUGUUCAACCCAAAAAGCUGAAUAGUACUGCCACUGGCAACAAUAAUGGAGUCACCAAGAAGAAACCCCGUCCGGUUAGAGCCACCAGAGCUAGUGGGGCCGAAAAUUUGGAGCUUGAUUUGAAGCUGCCAACGAGCAAGCAUGGAAGAACCACUAUGAACUCGAAUGAUGGAUUAUUGGCGAAGGUUUUACGGGAAUCGGCUAAAGAAUUUAAAACUAAAGGCACAGGCUCUGAUGAUAGUGCAGGGGAGGAAAUCGAAGGGGAGUUACAAGGGGGGGCAGAUGGUCUAGAAAAAGAACAUAGAACGAAAAAGUCUAGGAAAGGCAGUCCUGAUAAUCUAAACGAAAUGCCGGUGAAGCUGGAGAUUGCUGAUGAAGUUGAUGAAAAAAAGAAGCUUGAUGAAUUUGAGGAGCCAAAUGACAACAAUGAAGACACAAAUUUUCACUCUCCUAGAAAAAACGACCAAGAGCCACAUUCACUGAAAAGAAGAUCGGAUGAUCAAACAGAUGAUCAUGGCGCUUCCAGAGGUACAACUCAUAAUCCAACCGCUCUAAAACCACCAAGAAAGAAAAAAGCUAAGUCAUCAUCAACAUCCCAAAGCUUCUCGUCAACGCAGAGAAGGUCAACGAAAGGCGCAAAUAAGGAUAGUACUAUUAAUGGUGGAACUAAUGGAUCAAACUCGAUAUUGUUGAAUUCCGAUAAGCCUAUUGAACCAAGAAUACCACCACCGAAAAUAUCCUUACAUGAGAUGAGAAAAAGAAUCACAGCAAUUUCUGAGUUUAUCUAUUAUGUUUCUGUUGAUUUGACUGAAGAGGAGAAAUCGUAUCAGAAACUACUAGAUACCUUUCAGCAGAAAGCCUUUGGCAGCUCUACAUCUAAUAGUGCCAACACCAGCCUCAAUACGUCUUUAGAUGAGGAUGAUUCCCAAGAAGAGGAAAAAUUUAUCAAGAACUUUCAGGCGCUAUUUGAGAGUAAUCAAAAUGGGUCGUUAGAGAUGAUCGAACAAUUGCGAAAUAAGAUCGGAGAAUGGGAGGAAAAUUUUGGAUCAUAUGAGGCUUAG
Saccharomycopsis crataegensis is the source of this 1485-nucleotide messenger RNA. RefSeq names its product Cti6p (gene CTI6). Lineage: Eukaryota; Fungi; Ascomycota; Saccharomycetes; Ascoideales; Saccharomycopsidaceae. Gene Ontology annotation, cellular component: Rpd3L complex; Rpd3L-Expanded complex. The coding region runs from base 1 to 1485 and encodes 494 amino acids. The record is from RefSeq and is a predicted model, not a curated record. Gene Ontology annotation, biological process: negative regulation of silent mating-type cassette heterochromatin formation; negative regulation of rDNA heterochromatin formation. The transcript has a single exon.